AUGACCGCGUUGGCUGUUGUGUUGGGAGGAGGAAUUAGUGGUUUAUCGUCUGCAUAUUACCUGGCGAGAUCACAGGCUCUCAGGUUUGGGAAGGUGGUUGUUGUUGAAAGUAGUCAUCGCACUGGUGGUUGGGUAAAUACAACCGUUUCUGAAGAUGGAGCUAUAUUUGAACAUGGUCCACGCAGCUUGAGGACAGCAGGAGCUGUCGGAAAGAAUACUUUAGAACUAAUGCACCAAUUACCAUCUGGUUUGAAGUCUGUUCUAUUCACUCAAGCACCUUUCACUAAACCAUUUAUAUCAUACAUAAUGAAAGAGCCAUUUGUAAAAACAGAAAUUGAAGAAGACGAGAGUGUUCAUGAUUUUAUUAGAAAACGACUAGGGAAUGAGAUAGCUGAUUAUGUGAUGGAUCCUCUAUGUAUUGGUAUUUUUGCUGGUGAUGCUCGAAAGUUGAGUGCUAAAUCUUGUUUUCCCGCAAUAUUUGAUCCAGCAAGGCAACGUGGCUCAUUAAUUAAAGGACUCUUCCUACAAGGAAAAGAAGCCAAGUCUGAGAGCAACUGUGCAUUAGUGAAGCAAGCCAAGAAAGAGAGAUGGCCCGUAUGGACAUUGCAGGGAGGACUGCAGACACUGACAGACAAAUUAACUGACACUCUUAUGACACAGCAUGGUGUUGAGAUUAUCAAACAAAACCAGUGUAAACAAUUAGAGUUUACAGAUAAUAAUACAAUUAAGGUUACAACCAAAGACAACUGCUACACAGCAGACCAUGUCAUCAGUGCAGUACCUGCUACAGUUUUAUCGGGAUUACUUCCUUCUAACCAUAAUAUUUUAUCAAAGCUUUUACAAGAAAUUCAACAAGUGUCAGUUGCUGUCAUAAAUCUGGAAUUUGAAGGCAAUGUAUUACCAACAGAUGGUUUUGGUUAUCUAAUUCCGUCUUGGGAGAAGAGCAAACUACUUGGUGUUAUAUAUGAUUCGUGUACAUUCCCACAACACAAUAGACCUGGUAGUCCAACGACACGACUCACAUGCAUGAUGGGAGGUCAUUGGUUCGAAGACAACUUUGGUGACCCUGCAAUUGCUGAUCCCGAACAUCUCCUGGCGGUCGCCAUGGAAAGCUUAAAAGAACAAAUCAAUAUUGAGGCUAAGCCUACACGGUCCAUUGUUAACAUACACAAAGAUGCUAUACCACAGUACCGUGUUGGACACUUCAAAAUAGUUGACAAAAUAAACAAAUAUCUUGAUCAUCAUAACAUGCCAUUAGAUGUCAUAGGAUCAUCUUUCUGUGGAGUCAGUGUCAAUGAUUGUAUCUACAAUGGCAGGAGAACUGCUGAGAAGCUAUUGACGUAAUGUUUUUACCAUCAUUGUUAAGUUUCACCACCUUGCACAAACUAAUGUGAAAAUCAUUCUGUUGUUUACAUCUGCAGUGAUUAACAUUUUUAUUCAAAUUAUAUACUGGUAAAUUUAUAAAUUUUGUUUUAACUUUUUCAUUGCCAUUACUUAAUCAAUAAACUGUAGUAUUUUGAGUACAUUAUAA
Messenger RNA from Saccoglossus kowalevskii, 1531 nucleotides. Its product is annotated as protoporphyrinogen oxidase-like. Lineage: Eukaryota; Metazoa; Hemichordata; Enteropneusta; Harrimaniidae. Gene Ontology annotation, cellular component: mitochondrial inner membrane. Gene Ontology annotation, molecular function: protoporphyrinogen oxidase activity, oxygen as acceptor. Gene Ontology annotation, biological process: heme biosynthetic process. The record is from RefSeq and is a predicted model, not a curated record.